GAUUUAGUGGCUUUAGUCAGUUGCAGACUAGGGAAACUCCCAUUUUUUCGUCUUUAAAAAAUAAGGUUUUAAAAAGAUCAAAGAGACAGUUUUCUUUCACCUCCUUCAAAUCUCUCCAAUGACAUAGUCAACAGUUGGAAGUGAAACACUCCUCUCUUCAGGGUUCACUCUCCCCUCUCCUGUACAGCAUAAUGGAGACAGGAACCCUGCAGAAGUUUCUGGAAGACUUCAGGAUGCAGAAUAAAGCUGUGUUCAUUCUGGGGGCCACAGGAGAAACUGGCCAAGUACUCCUCAGAGAAAUCCUGAAAAGGAACCUGUUUUCUAAGAUCACCCUCAUUGGGCGCAGGAAGAUAGAGUUUGAAGAGGAAGCUUAUAAAAAUGUGCAUCAAGAAGUGGUGGAUUUUGAAAAGCUUGAUGAAUAUGCCUCAUCUUUCCAAGACUAUGAUGUUGGAUUUUGUUGCCUGGGGACUACCAGAAGUAAAGCUGGUGCGGAUGGAUUUGUUCGUGUUGACCGAGAUUAUGUGUUGAAGUCUGCAGAGUUGGCAAAAGCUGGAGGCUGCAAACAUUUCAACUUACUUUCAUCUAAAGGAGCUGACAAGUCAAGCAGUUUUUUGUAUUUGCAAGUUAAGGGUGAAGUAGAAGCCAAAAUUGAAGAGCUGAACUUUGACCGGUACACCAUUUUUAGACCUGCAGUUUUAUUGUGUGACAGAAAAGAAUUCCGCCCAGCUGAGUGGUUGACCAGAAAAUUCCUUGGUUCACUACCAACCUCUUGGGCCAAAGAUCAUUCUGUACCUGUUAUAACCGUUGUCAGAGCAAUGAUUAAUAACCUGGUGACCCCAAGUGACAAGAAGAUGGAGUUGCUGGACAACCAAGCUAUUCAUAAUCUUGGAAAAGCAGAAGACUCUACUCAGCCCUGAUCACAUUGGGGGAAAAAAUGCCUUUUCUCCCUCCCCAAAUGCCUUUGAUCCUCCUAUCAUAACCAUGUUUACAUUAUCAAGACAGUGGAAAUACAGGGCUGUUUAGUUUACUCACCAUUUAAAUAUAAUAUUCAUAAAAUAGGGCAUAUUAUAUAAUGUAAUGUAAUAUAUUUUGAAGCUUCUUGGUGAAAUAGUUUAUAGAACACUGAAUUUAGAGUCCAGAAAACUUGAGUUUAAAUCCUACCCCACACACCAGCUAUGUCCUCCUGAACAAAUCACUUAAAUCUCCUUCAGGUUUAGAUUCCUUAUCUGGAAAAUGAUUGUUAUAAAUAAUGGCACUUACCUAACAGGGUUGUUUUAAGGAUCUAGUGAAAAGCUCUUUGCAAAACUUUCGUAUCAGUUUAUGUGUAUAUAAAUGCAUAUUUGCUAUAUUAUUUAUCCCCCCCAAAAAGUUUAUCUAUUUCAGUUAUUCCAACUUUUUAAGUUGUCAUAUUCCAUGGAUCUGACCCACAUGCUAUACUUGUGGUAUCAGCUAUUAAGGAAGUAUCUAAUAUAUAUAAUAUAUUAAAGCAUUUAAUAUAUUUUAUAUAUAAAAAAUCCAAUAACUAUCUAAUUUAGAUUUUUCCACAAUGAAUUCAGAACACUGUUAAAUAAUUUUACAUUUUUUAUUCAGCAUCUCUGUAGUUAUUUUCUUUUUCUAAUAGCAGUUUAUAUGUGUGGGAAACAUUUAAUUUAUGGAAGAUAGGUUUACUUCUUUAUAGUUUUAUGUAUUGAUUUCUUUAUCCCUUGCAGUGACUCUGUGGUCCUUUAGGGGCCUGCAGUUGAGAAUCUGUAAUCUAAUCAAAACGAAUAGUCUUCUCUUCCUUCCAUUAGAAUUCAAAAUAGUUCUCUUAUUUAUUAGCUCUGGUCCAUUUUUAUUUACUUACUUUUUAAACCCCUAUCUUCUGACAUGGAAUCAAUACUUAGCAUUGGUUCCAAGGCAGAAGACUGGUAGGGGCAAUAGGGGUUAAGUGACUUGCUGAGGAUCACACAGCUAGGAAGUGCCCAAAGUCAGAGUUGAACUCAGGAUCUCCCUGUUUCUUGACCUAGCUCAAAAUCUACUGAGCCACCCAGCUGCCCUCUGAUCCCCUUUUCUAAUGCAUUCUAAGACUUACUUCUCAUAAGCAAAGUACUCCACCAAUUACAACAUUGAUAAAAAAGAUAAGUUUUUUAGCUUUUUUUUUCUUAAAGAAGGUUGCCUGGUUACAGGGACCAAAUUGGUACAGAUUACAGAGGAUAUUCCAUAUUGUAUGUACAUGAUUGUUUACAUGAUUCCUGUGCCUUCGAUAAUUCUUUAUCAUGUUUAAUAAAAAGAUAAUUUCUCUA
Monodelphis domestica (gray short-tailed opossum) is the source of this 2282-nucleotide messenger RNA. Lineage: Eukaryota; Metazoa; Chordata; Mammalia; Didelphimorphia; Didelphidae. The record is from RefSeq and is a predicted model, not a curated record.